AUGGACAUACACAACUCAACAGUAGCAACACUCGCAUCGCAGGUCGCCCGGUUCAGUGCCUCGAAAACCCCGUUUCGCAUAUAUCAUGGCUCUACGCUAUCAACCCGGAAAUCGUCCCGUGAUCGCAAUCAGAUUAUCGACGUUGGUUCCCUUAACCAUGUGCUAGAGUUUGAUGAGCUUCAGAAGACGGUUCUUGUGGAGCCGAACGUGCCGAUGGAUAAGCUUGUAGAAGCCACAAUGGCUAAAGGUUUCUUGCCAAAGGUCGUUAUGGAACUUCCGAACAUUACCGUGGGUGGUGGGUUUGCUGGUACCAGUGGCGAAAGCAGUUCAUACAAGUAUGGACUGUUUGACCGCACCAUCUCGGGCAUCGAGCUUAUCUUGGGUAACGGCGAGGUAGUAUGGGCAUCAGCAGAAGAGCAUCGCGAUCUGUUUUUCACAGCAGCGGGGAGUUGCGGCAGCUUGGGCGUCAUUACCCUGCUCAAAAUGGAGCUUAUUGAUGCUUGUCGGUAUGUUGAGUUGGAGUACAUCCCAGUCGGCUCAACGAACGAAGCCGUCAAACAGUUGCGACACUAUCAAAAUGACCUGGAGGUUGACUACAUGGACGGUAUCCUGUAUUCGAUGACGAGCGGAGUAAUCAUGAUCGGCCGCUUGACCGACGCCCCAAUGGAUAGGAAAAUCCAGAGUUUCGACAAAGCGACAGAUCCUUGGCUAUAUAUGCACGCGGAAGAAAUACUGAAGCGGACACAGAGCGAGAAGACUACAUACAGGGAACUAGUGCCUGUUCAAUCUUAUCUCUUCCGCUACGACCGAGGUGUCUUUUGGUCAGGACUACGCGCAUUCAAGUACUUCGUAACGCCUUUCAAUCGUGUUACGCGCUUCUUGCUGGAUCCCUUCAUGUAUUCGCGGACAAUGGUACAUGCCCUACAUCGAUCGGGCCUCGCCUCCCGAACAAUCAUUCAGGACUAUGGUGUACCAUAUGACGCAGCAGACGAGUUUGUUAGAUGGACCGACGAAAGGACGGGCAUUUGGCCGCUCUGGCUGUGUCCGGUGAAAUCAGCACCUCUCGGGGAGCGAAGCUUCUCCCAAGGCAACAAUGUCAAGGACGACAUUCUGCUUGACGUGGGGAUAUGGGACAUGGGACCAAGCGACGCUCACGCAUUCAUCAAGCUGAACAGGGAUUUUGAAGCCAAAGUCACCGAGUUAGGCGGCAUGAAAUGUCUGUAUGCGCAUGCGUACUACACGGAGCAAGAGUUCUGGGACAUCUACGACGAGAAGAAGUACAUGGAGCUACGGAGAAAGUACCAUGCCGAGAGCUUGCCAAGUGUCUACGACAAAGUGAAAGUUGAUCUGCAAGGCGUUGCUGGGGGAGCAAGCGUGAGGAAGACGGAAACGUGGAAUGACUGGGCAUACCGGCAAUUUUGGGAUACAUGGCCUCUGGGAGGGUUGUACGGAGUUGCAAGCGCAACGAAGGGGUUGUUUUUCGAGAGUGACUUCCUGUUGAAGAAGUAA
This is a messenger RNA of Alternaria burnsii, 1509 nucleotides long. RefSeq names its product fad-binding domain-containing protein. Bases 1 to 1509 code for a protein of 502 amino acids. Gene Ontology annotation, cellular component: membrane; cytoplasm. The record is from RefSeq and is a predicted model, not a curated record. NCBI's taxonomy places the organism in Eukaryota, Fungi, Ascomycota, Dothideomycetes, Pleosporales, Pleosporaceae. Gene Ontology annotation, molecular function: FAD binding; Delta24(24-1) sterol reductase activity. The transcript is spliced from 2 exons. Gene Ontology annotation, biological process: steroid metabolic process.